This is a messenger RNA of Pseudophryne corroboree (corroboree frog), 1809 nucleotides long. Its product is annotated as CMP-N-acetylneuraminate-beta-galactosamide-alpha-2,3-sialyltransferase 4-like. The coding region runs from base 1 to 1548 and encodes 515 amino acids. Gene Ontology annotation, biological process: glycolipid biosynthetic process. Gene Ontology annotation, molecular function: beta-galactoside (CMP) alpha-2,3-sialyltransferase activity; beta-D-galactosyl-(1->3)-N-acetyl-beta-D-galactosaminide alpha-2,3- sialyltransferase activity. The transcript is spliced from 11 exons. The record is from RefSeq and is a predicted model, not a curated record. Lineage: Eukaryota; Metazoa; Chordata; Amphibia; Anura; Myobatrachidae.
AUGCUGGUCGCCGGGAGCCCGGCCGCCGGCAUACCAUACUACACCCAUGUGUUCCACCCAAAUGUCCCUGAAUUUCAACCGCUUCCAGCAACAUCUGUACCUGCAGCUGAUAUCACUCUUCGUCAGUUUUCAAAUAACUGGAAGAAUGUUCGGGCAGCUCUUUUAAAAGCAUCCUCUAGGUACAAGAAGUUUGCGGAUAAGAAGCGUAGGGCAAUUCCUGCCCUCAGAGCUGGUGAUUUUGUCUGGCUGUCCACAAAAAAUCUAAUACUUAAAGUUCCAAGUAUGAAGUUUGCUCCCCGCUAUAUCGGCCCUUUUCUAAUUGAACAAGUCAUCAAUCCAGUUGCUUACAAGCUCAAGUUACCUCCAUUUCUGAAGAUUCCCAGGACAUUUCAUAUUUCACUCCUGAAACCAGUGAUACUGAGCUGUUUCCAUUCAGCGCUCCCCUCUGCACCUAAAGUUCAGACGCAACGUGGUGUUGAGUAUGAGGUCGCCAAGAUCCUGGAUUCACACUUCCGGUCUUAUGUCCAUGUCCGAGCAACGUGCUCUCCCGGUGAGCUCGCUGCAAAAGCGGCCUCUCUGAUCAGCAAGUCUUAUGUCCAUGUCCGAGCAACGUGCUCUCCCGGUGAGCUCGCUGCAAAAGCGGCCUCUCUGAUCAGCAAGUCUUAUGUCCAUGUCCGAGCAACGUGCUCUCCCGGUGAGCUCGCUGCAAAAGCGGCCUCUCUGAUCAGCAACUACUCCAGGAAUCAUCCAGUCUUCCUGCAACCCAGUGACUAUUUCUGGGUGAAGAAUGAGUCCAUGUACGGUUUGCCAUUUGGCACAAGAGGCAGCGAGGAACUGCUGAUGAAAAUUCUGUCUCUCACAAGCCAAUAUCAUGUACCACAGGAAAUAGAGAGGUUGCAGUGCAGACGGUGUGUUGUAGUUGGCAAUGGACAUCGGCUCAAAAACAGCUCGCUGGGUGAAAUCAUUAAUAAAUAUGAUGUGGUCAUCAGGUUGAACAAGGCCCCAGUCCACAAGUACGAGAAGGACGUUGGCAGUAAGACCACCAUGCGCUUCUUCUACCCAGAAUCUGCUCAUUUUGACGUCCAAUUGGAUAACAAUCCAGACACUUUAUUGGUUCUGGUGCCAUUCAAACCCCUAGACAUCCAAUGGAUCCAGAUUAUGUUUAAUGAUGAAAAGAGGGUCCGUAAAGGUUUUUUUAAAAUGCCCCCUAUAAUAUGGGAUGCGGAUCCUCAGAAUACACGCAUCCUGAACCCUUACUACAUGGAAGUGACUGCUAUGAAUAUUCUACGUCCUUUGCUCUCCAAAAAGAAGAAUGUGAAGCCGACUACGGGAAUGCUAGCCAUCACCUUUGCCCUCCACUUCUGUGACCAGGUUCACAUUGCAGGGUUUGGGUACCCGGCGCUCAGCAAUAAGACGCAGCUCGUUCACUACUACGAGGAGGUGACCAUGAAAUCCAUGGCUGCAUCACCACAUAACCUCACGCUUGAAGCCAUGGCAAUAAGAAAGUUUCUUCAGCAUAGACUUCUUCAAAAUCUGACUUAUUUCUGAAGAUAGGAUUGUGUAUGUAGAAUAUCUACAAGCCUCUACCCUGUGGUGCAAUCAAGAGGACAGUAUGCUGGACACGCUGCUCUGUGCCACCUUUAAGUCAGUGAAAGGAACGUUUUUGCAAAACUGUGGCUCAACAUUUCACAAAUGCACAUUGGACUGGAGGACGCAUUCAGACCAGGGUACAUACCCAGUUAUAAGUACUUCGGGCAUCUAGCAAUUGGACUUGAAAUGGACUAACGGAUUACAUUUUAUUGACGCAGC